AUGAGCCAGUUUUUAGAGCUCUACGACCCGCUGGAUAUCAUAGGAAACGGGUCGUUUGGUAUUAUUAGAAAGGUCCGCAGGAAAACGGACGGUAUGAUAUUUGCACGAAAGGAACUCAAUUUUGAGCGCAUGACUGAACGCGACAGAAAGCAGAUUGUUGCCGAAGUGAAUAUCUUGAAAGAUCUCCAUCACGACCACAUUGUACGAUACCAUGACCGAUACGUCGACAAAGAAGCCGGCAUUCUCUAUAUUCUAAUGGAAUACUGUGGUGGUGGCGACCUCUCGGGCGUCAUCAAGCAAGCUCAGAAACACAACCGACCAAUAUCAGAAGACGCUGUAUGGAAUUUCUUCCUACAGAUACUGCUCGCACUGCAACAUUGCCACCAUCCGAACGGACACUCGCGAAGUGGGAGCACCGGGUUAGAGCCAGAUAAUAAGGAGAGGCGGCCUCAGAUCCUUCACAGGGAUCUUAAACCUGACAAUGUAUUUCUCGACGAAGCUAGCUCCGUCAAACUUGGAGACUUCGGGCUCUCUAAAGCUCUCGCCCAGUCUAAUUUCGCAAAUACCUAUGUUGGGACUCCAUAUUACAUGUCCCCCGAGCUCAUGCAGGAGAAAGCGUAUGACUCCAAGUCGGAUAUAUGGUCCCUUGGCUGUUUAAUCUACGAGCUAUGCGCACUCAAGCCGCCUUUCCAUGAGGCUAAGACGCACGCCGAACUUAGCAUUUUGAUUCGCAAUGGUCGCGUACCGCCUCUACCUCGUGGUUACAGCCAGACCCUGUCUAGCGUCAUCAAGACCAUGCUCAAUCUGAACCCCGCCAUGCGGCCCUCUGCGGCGCAACUACUUCAACACGAGCGCCUCGUACUUGCGCUAAAGAUCUCUGAUACUGAGAAGAUGCUACACACUGUGAAAAUCCACAAAUCUACUCUCACUACGAAGGAGAGGGAGAUCCUCGCCCGUGAAGCUGCUGUGGCCGAGAAGGAAGCACAGAUAGCCAGCGUAUUCAGCCAGAAGGAUGCUGAAAUUAUAGCCUUGAAGGAUAUGGUGAAUCAGCUUCAGCAACACCAUCAAGUACAGGUCAAUGUAGAGGUGCGGAUACGAGAAGCCGUGGCCAAACGAGAGGAUGAACUGCGGAUCGCUGUUGCGAAGCGCGAAGAAGAGGUGGCUGCCGCGAUGGUGAGAAGGGAAGAAGAGAUUAUGGGUGCGAUUCGGAAGCGGGAGGCCGAGAUAUCCGAGGCGUGGAAGACGAGGGAAGAGCAAAUCAAGAAGGAAGUUGCUGAGGAGGUGGAUGAGAGGGUGAAAUGGGUUAUACAGCGGACGGAAGAGUUGAGUGAUGAAGAAGAGCGACUGGAAUCUAUACGGCUUGAGCUUGAGGAGAGAGCGAAAGUACUUGAGGCAUUGAAAGUGGCUGCGGCCAAGAAAGAGAAGUCUCCACUAGAAGAGAUCAAGAACCUCGUUUCGAGAGCUACCGAAGACAAGCGACCCGAGCACGUGCUGGACGCCCUCCAAACGCCUAUUGCUCGUACUUCGAAACUUCCGCGAGAUUAUGCACCUUCCGCAAUGAAAGGUGUUGUACUUACCACGACCGGAGAGGCACUGGCGACACCAUCUCCGGCUGAGUUGGCACAUCUGUUUGAUUCUCCGCGACCUGGAUUGGACUUUGCGAAGAUAUUUGACUUCCACGAGGACAAAGGUAAUGAGAGCGAGGAAGAGCCGGAGAUUACACCACCGCCGAGUCCGUCGAAACGGGAACGCCAACGACCACGUCCCGCUAGUAGAUCUACGAGUGUGCCCACAGAGACUGCAUCUUCCUCCCAAUUAACUGCGCCUCCAACUCGAUUGCGGCGACCGUCGAUCCGCUCAUCACAGAGACCGGGAGCUUCUCGCAACGCCCCAACAGAGGUCAAGCCUUUAUCACAUCCUCACCUACAACGCGAGGGGCCGACCGCCCCCCAGAUCGUCCGCUCGGUUACAAUGCCGGUCACUUUGCCUAAUCCACCAAAGUACGAUCUGGAAGACGAGGAGAAUCUCCCAAGCCCUUUCCUGAAGAAGACCGAUAAAGAUAAGAUACCAGCCAAUGGAGCGCCCCUGAAGGGAUUGAAUAUCAAUGGCGGUAUCGCAAGUGUACCAGGGAAGGCGAGGACGGGGAAGCGAACGAGUACGGGUAAUUUGCUGCGAACUGUGGCGGCCGCGAAUAAUGCUGUGAAGAAGGGUGUCUCACCGCCAAAUACAACGAGCUCGGAGACCAGCGACCCUCGGCCGUCCGUUGCGACUGCUCGGAAAGCAGGUGAGGAGGCAAGGAAAGCUUUGUCGAGAUCAUAG
This is a messenger RNA of Pleurotus ostreatus (oyster mushroom), 2319 nucleotides long. RefSeq names its product G2-specific serine/threonine protein kinase (gene KIN3). The record is from RefSeq and is a predicted model, not a curated record. Gene Ontology annotation, biological process: chromosome segregation; protein phosphorylation. NCBI's taxonomy places the organism in Eukaryota, Fungi, Basidiomycota, Agaricomycetes, Agaricales, Pleurotaceae. Gene Ontology annotation, molecular function: ATP binding; protein kinase activity. Gene Ontology annotation, cellular component: nucleus; cytoplasm; centrosome. The coding region runs from base 1 to 2319 and encodes 772 amino acids. The transcript is spliced from 9 exons.